Cephus cinctus (wheat stem sawfly) is the source of this 2155-nucleotide messenger RNA. It is a transcript of the gene mRpS30, whose product is annotated as 28S ribosomal protein S30, mitochondrial. The record is from RefSeq and is a predicted model, not a curated record. Lineage: Eukaryota; Metazoa; Arthropoda; Insecta; Hymenoptera; Cephidae. The coding region runs from base 379 to 2049 and encodes 556 amino acids. The transcript is spliced from 4 exons. Gene Ontology annotation, biological process: translation. Gene Ontology annotation, cellular component: ribosome; mitochondrion; mitochondrial large ribosomal subunit. Gene Ontology annotation, molecular function: structural constituent of ribosome.
CAUCCAGACUCGCCGCUAUGAUUUAGCGCCAAAGAUUUUGUUAUCGCCCGAAACCGUAGCAUUGUGCAUCUCCCUACUCAUCUCUGUUUGCGUUACGUUGGGUUACCUUCUGGCACAUUAUCUCAUUGGAGGAGUCAGCCAUAAGGAAAAGAAGGAAGGACGUUGGGUUACCUCAUUGGAGGAGUUAGCCGUAUUGAAUGUAGGGUGGAAGGAUGUGGAUUACGUUAUGUUAGGUUAAGCUACGUAUGUCAGGAGAGAUAGGUUGCGUUAGCUAUUGGGUUAUCAACGUGUGAUUUCUAAUGGGACAGCGUUAAGAAUGUUCGUGCGUGCGAUUCUCUGAUCAGCUUUAAUCAUUGAGUGACAUUCAAGAGGUUUAGCAUGACGAGAAUGUCCUUAGUCAGGAUAAAGACUCGGUUCUGUAGAGGGUUUGAUUCAUCAGUUGGACACAUCGUGAGAAAUUACUCGGUUCCAGCAUCGAGUGAAAAGCAUGAGAAGAAAGCACCCCAGUAUCCACCUAUACAGGAUCAGUUCUUUAAAGAGAGACGUCGGAGAACAUACGAAAAAUGGCACGAAGAUAUUAAGAGCAUUAAAACGGUCGAGGAAAAGUUAUUCAAAAUCAAUGUGCCACGCUACUAUGGCUGGAAAUCAUUGAUGAUGCACGAAUAUCAGAUACCGUACAACAGUCUUGAUCAGGCACAGUACAUUACCAGAACGCAUUUGGUAAAAGAUAUGAAAUUACCUUCCUAUUAUGAAACUCUAUUAGGCUCUGAUCAAUUGGACCACAUUGUUCAAGAAAUUAGGAGUCAAGUGGAAGAUGCCAUUGCAUUCGAAUACAUUGACAGAAAGAGAGAGGGUAUAUUGUCUGAGAAUGAAUUUGAAAAUCGCUUUCUGAUAGACAGUACAAUGGCUGAGGCAGUCGUACGGCAAGUAAACAGAAUCUUACUAGCUAAUCUUUCCUCCAAGUAUUCGCAUUUAUUGGAAACUCAGGUGGAUUAUAAUUCACGACUGGAAGCUUUUUGGGUUGUUGGUGGUAUAGAUCCAACUUACCAAGUCCAAAAAUGUAAAGAGAAUGUACCUUAUUUAAAAAAAUAUGCCAACGACCCCGUAGAUAGGCACAUUCAAUACAAAGGAAAGCCAAUUGCGCAGUUGAGAUACGAUUUUCCAUUACAUGAGUUUAUUAGUUUAAGUGAAUCGGAAAAUCCGGCAUUAACAGUGCCACAGUAUACCUUGGAUCCAAGAACACUGGGGUAUUCACACGAAUGGCAGCAUGGUACAAGUAUUCCAGGUUUUUGGCCAGGGGAUAAAAGUGAAUUUGGUGGAUUGUCUUACCAUAAUUGUAGUUAUUUAACAAUAAGACCAAAAGAAUAUAACGAUGAAAUCGAUGCACUUUCUACGCAAUCUCUAUUGGCGUCUUAUGCAUGGUUACUUUCGCAAGCUUGUUAUCAAGGAUUUUCAACGUUUAAUGACUUAACGUAUCCUCUGGUGACGCAAACAAUUAUAACUAAUGGUCAGACAUGGUCAUUCUCUGCGUACCAAUUGAACACUACAGUAGUACACUCGGAUCAUGUGAACAAUAAUCCCAGAAGAAACGUUUGCUGGAUUACAAAACCCUUGAAACUCUUUGAGAAAGUGGAGAAUGGCAAACUCGUUGGAUUUAAUGAGGAUGUGCUCAGGUAUAUCGUGAGUUUUUACGCGAAUGCGCCGCAGGAACGAGUGGGUAUUAAUAUGAAGCCGUACUUGGGCGAAACUGAAAAUGUCGUGGCUGAUAUCGAGGAUCCCGAGAGACGCGCGUGGCUAGAAAAACAUUACAAGCAUCUUGUAUCCAACAGACCAAGGCAUAGGUUGAGGCCCGAAAUCUAUGCCUGGCAGAAAAUUUACAUGAUCGAUAAUAAGAGAAGACCCAUGGAAAAGAGACGGGAGCCGUGGCAAUUCAACAUCAAUAUGGGACGUCGCCGAUUGGACGACCAUACACCUGAAUAUAUACCAAAGGCUUUGAGACCCGGUGGCCCAAAGAGUAGGAAGAAAUGGGCAAACACAUAUUACCCUUAAUGAAGUAAGUGUAAUGAGUUAAUCAGAUACACAAUGUAUUAUAGAAACCAUAUCUUUGGUAUUAUAUACAGUUUGAGAAAAGAAAGUAUAUUUUUAUUUGACGUCA